AUGGAUAUAGGACAAUGGUCACCUGCAAGCAGGCUAAGCUACAAUUUAAUAGAUGCAAUUUCUCGUUGCACUGUUCAGGUGUAUCCAAAGUCAUGGACUGCACUAUACAUGCCAUUGGACAAUGUAGGAAUGUGGAAUGUGAGGUCUGAGAAUUGGGCUAGACAGUAUUUGGGCCAGCAAUUUUAUCUUAGAGUCUAUUCCUCGGCAAAUUCAUGGAGAGAUGAGUACCCAAUUCCACUCAAUGCACUUCACUGUGGCAAGGUGGUGGGACUCUAAAAUUAGGAUUUAUGUUUAAUUAGGGUAAUUCAUUUUUUAUAUUUAAUGAUAA
Messenger RNA from Cicer arietinum (chickpea), 328 nucleotides. The record is from RefSeq and is a predicted model, not a curated record. Lineage: Eukaryota; Viridiplantae; Streptophyta; Magnoliopsida; Fabales; Fabaceae.